Molecule: messenger RNA, 1120 nt
Organism: Pimephales promelas (fathead minnow)
Lineage: Eukaryota; Metazoa; Chordata; Actinopteri; Cypriniformes; Leuciscidae
Source: RefSeq, a predicted model, not a curated record
UGAUUCUCAUAAAAAGGCCAUUUUUAUGGGGGAAAGUCUUUAAUUGACAAAAUCUUUUAGUUUGUUUCAAAUCAUGUUUUAGUUAGAUCAGAUAACAUUUUAAGCUUGAAAACAUGUUGUUACAUUUCACUUCAAUACUUUUGGCGUAAAUAAUGAAAGAAUUAUAGGCCUACCUGUCUUGAAACAAAACAACAAAGUUGUACCUGACAUGUGAAAUUAAUUUGGGAAAAAAUGAAUACUCUAAAGUAGAUUUACACUGAGAGUCAUUCGGUUGUGCCCUGCUCUCCUCAUAUAAAACAUUAGAUUCAAUGUGUUACAGUAUGAUGAUUGCCGGCGUUGAGUUAUUUUACUUCCUACUACCAAAACUACCAAAAAAGGUCAUGUUUUAAGCUUGUAUAGAGGUGCUCAAUCGCUCAGCAAAUCAAAUAUGGGCGGGACUGAACAAUAUUCCUGCAUGUGGUCUUCCUGUUCGGGUUGUGCCGUCACCGGGGUUUAUAAGUGUGAAUGGGUGAACCGGUUUCACUUUCAAACUAUCCUCAAACACCAGCAGCGGUCCGAAACAGAGCUGAAUAGUAGAAAUAUGGCUAAAAUUAAAGAAAGAAUUGUCGAUCUGGAAGAAAAAACAGAAGAGCUUGAAAAUAGGACAGCAGACUUUGAACAAACCACACACGAUCUGGAAACUAGAACUAAUGAGCUUGAACAACAAAUAGAAGAUCUUGAAGCAAGAAUCAUUGAACUGGAGGAAAAAUUUCCAUCCAAAACUGAGGAGUCAGACAAUGAAGAAGUUGAAGAAGAAGAAGAAGAAGAUGAUGAUGAAGAAGAAGAAGUUGUUGAAGUGAAGAAGUUGAAGAGGAGACUUGAAGAAGUCGAAGACUGUAAAGAAGUUGGAGUGAAGAUGUUGAAGAAUGGCUGCUAAAACACAAGAUGCCGUUUACAACUGGCAAGAACUCUUGAAGACCUCAAAUUUUGAACAAAUUUAUGUAAAUCAGGCCAAAUAAGAGUUUGUUGUAUUUCUCAUCUGUCACAUUCAAAUUGAACAACUGUGAUCAACUACAUAAUAACGUGUUGUGUACAUGUUGUCACAGUGAAACUUACCAUUAAACUAUCAUAAUGUGUGUCA